Messenger RNA from Hydra vulgaris (swiftwater hydra), 1335 nucleotides. The record is from RefSeq and is a predicted model, not a curated record. Lineage: Eukaryota; Metazoa; Cnidaria; Hydrozoa; Anthoathecata; Hydridae.
AUGUUUGGAUAUGAUAAAGUUCUAAAUAAACUUAUGCAUAAUGUGAAAUUGCUUGAAAUAUAUGGACUUGAUUUAAAUAUUGAUGGCAGUAUUGAUCAUGUAAAUGGUUCUAUUGUUACAUUCUCUGGUGAUAACUUAUCCUCUCGAUUUUUUGGUGGUUUUUCUACUUGCUUUUCAUCUGGCAGAAUUUGUCGCCACUGCAUGGUUUCGUUUAGGUUUCUUUCAGAUGUUCAUUCAAAAUCUUCGUGUCAGUUGCGAACAAUAGAUUUACAUAAAUAUCAUGUUCAACUAGUGAAGACUGAUAAGUCACUUGGUGCUGUAUAUGGUGUUCUUUCUCGUUGUUCUUUAUCUAGUUUACAAUAUUUCAAUGCAAGUGAAUGUUUCCCAUCUGAUUUUAUGCAUGAUGGACUUGAAGGACUUUUGAGUGUUAAUUUUUCAAUUGUUGUAAGAAAUCUUAUCAAAGAAAAACUAUUCACUAUUGUUCAAUUAAAAGAAGAAAUAGCAAAAUUCAAGUAUAGCAUUCCAGAUAGUUGUGAUAAACCUGCUGUAUCAUGUAUUCCAAAUAAUUUGGGAACAACUAAUAAAAGAAUCCAUGGAAAAGCAGUAGAGAGAUGGUCACUAUUUCAUUUUUUGCCAGUUUUUGUCAGUUGCCUAGUAAAAAAUCCUGAUAUACUCCUAAAUAAUAAUUUUUUGCAGCUUCAUUUGCUUUGUCGACAGAUAGUACAAAUCAUUUUGGCUCCAGAAAUUGAUAUAAAUGGGAUACCUAUUCUUGAGCAUCUCAUUCAAAGACACCAUUCUCUACUUGAAUGCAUUAGUCUUGUUGCAUUUGUACCUAAAAUCCAUUAUUUAGUACAUUAUCCUAGAUUACUAUUACAUUUUGGACCUCUGCGUCACCUCUGGGGUCCAGAAAAUUUAGGUAGUCAGAAAAUGUUAUCUAUAAAUUCAUUUCCAAUUGAACUUGUAGAUGCUAUUAAAAAUAGGUUUGGUAACACCCAUCAAAUAAAUGAAGCUGAGCAGUUUAUAUACACUACUAAACUUAGAAUUAAUGGACAGGUCUUUUAUACAACAACGUCUAUUAUUUGUCAGAAAAAAGCUAGCAAUGACAUGCCCCUAUUUGGAAAAGUUAAAUAUAUAUUAUUGUUUCAAGGAACUUGGAUUAUUUGCUGUGUUUUGCAGAUAGCAAAAGAAUAUAUUGAAUUUGCUGAUUUUUAUACUAUAGAGUGCUCUGACAAUUUGUUUGUUGUGAUACCUGGAGAACAUGCCAAUCAUUCGUCCCUGGGAUCCUAUUUUGGAUCCCAGGGACGAAUUAUAUUAAUUUCAGAUUUAUACUAUUAA